Moneuplotes crassus is the source of this 625-nucleotide messenger RNA. The record is from the annotation of a GenBank genome assembly. NCBI's taxonomy places the organism in Eukaryota, Ciliophora, Spirotrichea, Euplotida, Euplotidae.
UUUAUAUUAAAAUUAUUGAACCAGAAUCAAUCUAAAAAUUCAGCUAACUUGAAAGCAUUCAUGGACAAGGAUAAUGGUAAAAUUUUGGUCGCUUAUAAGCUGCUUAAAAUGCUCAUUUUUGAGGGGAAUCAUAUCAUGAAAUAUUUCGGGUAUUUAUAUUCCACUAACUAUCUUUGUCAAUACUUUUUGCUCAAAAAUUUUAACUCCUUUUUAAAGAUAACUCAAAAAUUUACUUUACUUGAAAAACAAAAUUUGACAUCUAAAAUAUCUGUAUCAGAAAAACUGAUAGAAAGGCUAAAGGAGACCUUUAAGCUUUAUUCUGAAGACAAAGGUGGUUAUAUCACCCAGGAACAAUUAGGAACCAUAAUGCGGUCCCAUAAUCAGAGCCCAACUGAGGAAUCCCUCCAGGAAAUCAUUGAAAAUUUGAAUCUCCUGAUGAAUUAAUCGACCUCCCAAAAUUCCUUAAUCUCAUGUCAAUGUAAUGCAGAGACCAUGACUCACAAGAAGACCUCGAAGAGACCUUCAAACACCCCACUCCAAACAACAACGAAUAACCCCACACAUCCCCACCUGCAUCACCCGACCACUCAUCCCCCAAAUCUUCCAACCAAAAAUUCAAUAACCC